Messenger RNA from Phycomyces blakesleeanus NRRL 1555(-), 1623 nucleotides. RefSeq names its product C2H2-type zinc finger transcription factor. Bases 1 to 1623 code for a protein of 540 amino acids. The record is from RefSeq and is a predicted model, not a curated record. The transcript is spliced from 7 exons. NCBI's taxonomy places the organism in Eukaryota, Fungi, Mucoromycota, Mucoromycetes, Mucorales, Phycomycetaceae.
AUGAAUAAACCUCAAGAAAGGCCAUCUAAUACCGGUAUACUUCCAGUUGCGGAUGAAAGAAACUAUGAUGUUGAUAUGGGCAAAUGCUUGAAUGCUUCUUCUGCUGUGAGACAAUUGGGUAUUCAUAUCCGGGCAGCGCAGAGAUGGGUAAAACGUUAUUACGAAGACUCUGAAAGCAUUUUCGAAAACAAAAGAAAAAAUCAGGGUGACGUCGUAUUCUUGGGAAUGAGCAUAAGUGCAAUUUCUGCCACAGGUUUAAUUAAUGUUAGUUUGCGAGUUCCGGAGCGUAUCAAGAAGAGAAAGCUCAGGUGUGAGACUGAUGUGAUUUCAAAGGCUUCGUUUCUCAUUCUGCUAAAUGCUUUGAUAAGUGUCUUAACAAAGAAAGAUUAUAAAAACGGGCACAGCAAUCUCAACGUGAAGAAAUACACAAAAGAAGGCACAGAAAUCAUUAUUAAAUUCUCUUGCCCAGGCUGUCGCGAUGUAUUUAGUAUUGUUUCAGAACUCGCGCAUCACGUCGAUAAUAACCAUGUAAAAAGAGCGCCAACUCUUGAAAACCUAACUAUUGAAGACCAACGAUGGGUCCUGAAUGGUCACGAUAUUUCAAGCCAAUUCCAAGAAUAUCGCCAAUCUUGUAUUACUGCAUCGCGUACAACUGAAUUUGCCGUCGAGAGCCAUUUUAAUGAGCUUUUGGCUAUUUCUGGUAUUCCUGUCUUACAGCGACGAGGCAAUUAUGAAGAUUUACCAACCGAUAUUUUUCCACCAUCCUCAUUAACAACAGUGCGCACUGAAAUACUGGCCGAGUACAAGCGAAACACAUUCCAACUACACAUUAGAGAAGCAGUUCAAUCGAUUAUUCAGCAGUUUGUGGAUGAAAACAUCACGGAAAUACGAGCCAAAAUCGAGCUUCUCUCACUUUGCGAGCCAGUUGUUACUCCCUCGCCACAAGAUUCCAUUGAACCAACGGAAUAUGAAUGUGCAGUUAUCAUGGCAAUAGUGGCCUUACUCUCGUAUCUAUACGACUGUGACAUCUAUGCCCAUCUGUUUAUGCAUGACCUUUUGUCAGCAAAGAAGCCCUCAAAAGUUGCGCACUGCUCGAACAUAGUUCCAGAAGAGUUUGACGAUGCUGUCAAUCGACCAGAUUACAAAAUUGACGUGUAUGCAUAUUCUGGAUACCGGUUCUCGUACACCAACGCAUAUGGAGAUGUCAAGAAGAGCAGAAAUGUUUCAGUCACACUGCUUGCCAAAGAUUUUUAUCGGUUGUGCAUCUUUAGCAAAGAAGCAAUUGAUCGGUACAAUUUGAUAAAUGUCCUGUCCUUCCAAGUUACAGCCAACUCAGUCACGUUUUUUGCGAUGCAACUGAAAUCGCCAUUCUUAUACACUGUCACAGAAUUGGUUCGGUUCUGCAUUCUAGCGAAGAAAUGUGAUCUCCUGGAUUUGAUGGGUAAAAUGGACAACUUACUUUUUGUUGCGUCAUUAUACCGAGACCAUUGCGUGGUUAGUGAAAAUAAUCUGACGCCUUGGCGCUGUGAUACACUGUCGAGCGCGAAAUGGCAGGAUUUAUACCUCCGACCUCGUAACAAGUUACGAGUUCGUAACUCAUGCUAUUUAAAAGUCCGUAUUUAA